Molecule: messenger RNA, 888 nt
Organism: Anoplopoma fimbria (sablefish)
Lineage: Eukaryota; Metazoa; Chordata; Actinopteri; Perciformes; Anoplopomatidae
Gene: scrt1a
Product: scratch family zinc finger 1a
Exons: 2
Coding region: 1-888 (295 amino acids)
Biological process (GO): regulation of DNA-templated transcription
Molecular function (GO): RNA polymerase II cis-regulatory region sequence-specific DNA binding; DNA-binding transcription factor activity, RNA polymerase II-specific
Source: RefSeq, a predicted model, not a curated record
AUGCCUCGGUCUUUCUUGGUGAAGAAAGUCAAAUUGGACGAUUUUUCGGCAGAGCUGGAGGGCUCAUAUGGUCACAGCAGAAGAGAAGCACUCCGUCUACGAUUCCAUCAUCAUGACAAAGGCUAUGUCAGCGAUUAUCUGAGUCCAUCACCUUAUGAUGAUGUGGUGGGGAGUGACUCAUCCGUCAUCUCUAAAGUACCGUCGCCCGACCAUCCGUCAAUCAUCUAUGGCCGCAUCGACAACACCUAUACAGGUGACAUCCACGGCGAUUCGGACCAGCCGGACAGCCCUCGGUCUGAGGUCUCGUCAGCAGCUGAGGGAUACAUCAACGGAGACGCAGCUGUGAGCGAUGAAUACUCAGUGGAUGCGUUUUUCAUCAUGGACGGACGAUCGCGGAGGAAAUCCGCGGAGAACCCCAAAGGGACCAUUCAGAGGCACACCUGCAGCGAGUGCGGGAAAACCUACGCCACGUCCUCCAACCUGAGCCGGCACAAGCAGACGCACAGGAGCAUAGACAGCAAGAUGGCCAAGAAGUGCCCCACGUGCGGGAAGGUCUACGUUUCCAUGCCUGCCAUGGCCAUGCACCUGCUGACCCACGACCUCAAGCACAAGUGCGACGUGUGCAGUAAAGCGUUCAGCCGGCCGUGGCUGCUGCAGGGCCACAUGCGCUCGCACACGGGCGAGAAACCGUUCGGUUGUGCGCACUGUGGCAAAGCGUUCGCCGACCGGUCAAACCUGCGCGCUCACAUGCAGACGCACUCGGCCUUCAAGCACUACAAGUGUAAACGGUGCGACAAGACGUUUGCGCUCAAGAGUUACCUGAACAAGCACUAUGAGUCGGCGUGCUUCAAGGGGGCGUUCUCCCCUUUGAGCUCACUGGGGGAAUGA